Molecule: messenger RNA, 1526 nt
Organism: Myzus persicae (green peach aphid)
Lineage: Eukaryota; Metazoa; Arthropoda; Insecta; Hemiptera; Aphididae
Gene: pelo
Product: protein pelota
Exons: 10
Coding region: 308-1492 (394 amino acids)
Biological process (GO): nuclear-transcribed mRNA catabolic process, no-go decay; ribosome disassembly; RNA surveillance
Cellular component (GO): cytoplasm
Source: RefSeq, a predicted model, not a curated record
AGUAAUUGAUAUGUAUUUGAUAUUUUGAAAAUUUGAUAUCAUUGAACAUUGGUCAAUGGUCAUUGGAUAAUGUCUUACGUUCACUAUGCAACGUCUAUCAAAUAAAUCAAUGUAUCAAACAUCAAUAUUAUUAAAAAAUAGAUAAGUCUCAACAUUUUUAUACUGAUGUGUAUAAAUAUUACAUUUUACUUGUUAUCUAACAUCUAACUAUCUAAGUACUAUUGACACGUUUUCGUGGUUUUGAGUCAACAAUGACACUAAUUAAAAAGUCGAAUAAACCUUUUUAAGAAUUUAAACCAAUAACAAAAUGAAGCUUGUUCAUAAAGACAUUGAAAAGGAUGGAAAAGGGGUCAUUGUACUUAUACCCGAAGAAGCUGAAGACAUGUGGCAAGCCUACAAUAUUAUAAGAAAAGGUGAUCGAAUCCGUGCAUCAACUAUAAGAAAAGUACAAAAUGAAUCAGCUACUGGAUCGUCCACUAGCCAUCGAGUACGAACAACAUUAACUAUUAAUGUAGAGUCUGUAGAUUUUGACACUCAAGCUUGUCUAUUGCGGUUAAAAGGAAGAAAUAUUGAAGAAAAUGAGUAUGUCAAAAUGGGUGCCUAUCAUACCAUUGAUUUGGAAUUAAACAGAAAAUUUACUCUGAUGAAAGAAGAAUGGGAUUCCAUUGAUUUAGGAAGAAUUGAAAUGGCUACCGAUCCAGCACAGACAGCAGAUGUAGCGGCAGUCAUAAUGCAAGAAGGAUUAGCACAUGUAUGCUUAAUUUCUGGCAGUCGGACUAUAGUACGUGCCAAAAUUGACCAAAAUAUACCACGAAAACGGAAAGGAGAUGUUAAGCAACAUGAAAAAGGAAUUUUAAGAUUUUUCGACUUGGUGAUGCAAGCAAUAUUGCGUCAUAUCAGAUUUGAUAUUGUUAAGUGCACAAUAAUUGCAAGUCCAGGUUUUGUGAGGGAUCAAUUUUUUGAAUAUUUGAUGCAAGAAGCCGUAAAAACAGAUAAUAAGACAAUUAUAGAAAAUAAGUCUAAAUUUAUAACUGCCCAUGCAUCAAGUGGAUUCAAACAUUCUUUAAAAGAAGUUCUAUCAAAUCCAUCCAUAGCUGCAAAACUUGAAGACACAAAAGCUUUAGGUGAAUUGAAAGUAUUGGAUAACUUUUACAAAACAUUGCAAUCUGAAUCAACUAGAGCUUUUUAUGGUAUUAAUCAUGUGGAAAAAGCUAAUGAAGUACUUGGAAUCGAAACAUUACUUAUCACUGAUAGUUUAUUUAGGAGUCAGAAUAUUGCUGAGCGUAAACGUUAUGUUAAACUAGUUGAUAGUGUCAAAGAAUCUGGGGGUGACGUCAAAAUAUUUUCAAGCAUGCAUGUAACUGGAGAGCAAUUAUCUCAAAUUACUGGUGUUGCUGCCAUAUUAAGAUUUCCCAUGCCUGAGUUAGAAGACGAUGAAGAAGAAGAAGAUGAUGAUGAUUUGGAUGAAAAUAUACCACUACCACCAAGUUGAUAAAAUGUUUAUUUUCAUAACCAUAUAAAUAUUA